UAUAUCUCCAGUAUAUCUCUCCCAGAUACCCUUGCACCUCUUUCUCUCAAUUCCUCAAAGCGUUUGAUACUCCAGCUGCCAUCCUACUUCAUCUUAUACAUCCUCUUCCUUUGGAAUUUGAUCUCUAUCUUUCUCUCUCUCAUUUUUUUUCCACUGUCUUAGUGUUUUACUGUUUUUCUUUCUCUCUGUACAUCAAUACCUAUUCAUUCACACCAUGGCCACUGAGCUCCUAGGCUUUGAUUUAGACUCUCCAUUGUUUCAACUUAGGCAGAGACAUCCUCGUCACUUGCUUCGUAAAAGAGAAACAGCAGAUUCUGCUGAAAAUACUGCCAACGCUGAGGCAAACCCUACUACUACUCUUGAUGACUCCAAUAUUACUACAGAUGCCCAGGGUGCUGACUCAACUGGCUUUGUUCAAGCAAUUUCAGACACAACAAGCGAUUCGCCAAAUCUGUCCACAAGCAACUUGCCAACGUUAUCAACUGUCUCUAUUCCCUCAGCUGUUGUAACGAUUCCUUCUUCUAAUGACAACCCCUUCAUCCUACGAUCUAACAAUCCUUCUGGCAUGGCUUUCAUAGUGGUUGGAAUAAUAAUGGCCGUAUUUGCUUUCAUUGUGUUUGUUUACUUUUUGAUUAAUAUUUAUAUUGCCAACAGACUAGUCAAGGAAAACAGCAAAUUCAUGGCUAAAAAUGACCCAGAAUCCUCAAAACUAUUGAUGGAUUCAAACAAUAAUCUAUCCCACAACAAUUUAAGCUCCAAUAACCUAAACACCAAUAACAGAUCCAGCUUUGAUUAUUCAAUUAUAAACCACGACAACUCUCUAAAUGAUCUAAGCAAUUCAAAUCCUUCCAUCCCACAGAGACUAUCCGUUAUACCUGAUCCCUCGAACAACGACCACAGAAAAUCAUCAAAAUCAAUGUUUAUAUCUCCAACCGCCGACAUCUUAAACCAGUCAAAAUACAAAAAAUCUGUUGAUUAUGAAAACUCUCUAACCAUUCCAGGAACUAUCUCAAGAACUGCAUCUUAUUCAAACCUAUCCUCUGUUUUAAACCCAUUCAAUAGAAAUACCACCGGUGGUUCAAAUGCCACCUCAACCUAUUUUGCUCAAAUUAACUCUCUCAACGAUUCAAACAACUUCCAUAAUAACGACCCUUCUAAUCCAAAUAACUACCAAUUUGAUUCGCCCAUCAGUCCAAAUGAACAAUUUGCUAGCCGAUCCAACUCUUACACCAACCUAUCAUAUAACACUUUGCAACUACCCAAGGCCAAUUCAGGUCAAAACAACACUGGUGUUAAACAAAGACCACCAAGUGCUUAUUUGGAAUCCCUCUUUGAUGAAAAAAAACUCGGCGAUUAGUCAAAAUAAUCGAUUAAUCUCAUUCUUUAUUUCAUCAUCAACCAAUGAUUCAUAUUUAAACUAUACUAAAUUUUAUAUCUUUUUGUAAAUUUGUUUGCUAUAGCUUUUUUUUUUAUCUCAUCUUUUUAUAUUUGUUUUAUUUGUUAUUUUUAUAUUUUUUUAUUAUUAUCUUAUUAUCUAUUUUUUUUUACCCGUUUUGUGUGUUUUAAUUAUUAAUGCUCAUCAAACCAUUAAUUAUUUCUAUUCGUUUUUUCUCUACAUAUUUCAUCAAAAACCAUUAAAAAUGUCUCUUU
Ascoidea rubescens DSM 1968 is the source of this 1650-nucleotide messenger RNA. RefSeq lists its product as uncharacterized. Gene Ontology annotation, cellular component: fungal-type vacuole; cellular bud neck. The transcript has a single exon. Bases 215 to 1357 code for a protein of 380 amino acids. NCBI's taxonomy places the organism in Eukaryota, Fungi, Ascomycota, Saccharomycetes, Ascoideales, Ascoideaceae. The record is from RefSeq and is a predicted model, not a curated record.